This is a messenger RNA of Ambispora leptoticha, 146 nucleotides long. NCBI's taxonomy places the organism in Eukaryota, Fungi, Glomeromycota, Glomeromycetes, Archaeosporales, Ambisporaceae. The record is from the annotation of a GenBank genome assembly.
CUGUUCCUAGUAUUAUAACAAAUACAUCUCUGCCUAACAUUACGAAUUGGAUUUUGUGUACUCCAGAUUUAAUCUUGCCGUUUGAAUAUAAUCACGAGCAGGCCGAAAUUGAAAAAGUCGAAAAAUUAUUUGACUUCAAUAAUUAA